Molecule: messenger RNA, 3826 nt
Organism: Zophobas morio
Lineage: Eukaryota; Metazoa; Arthropoda; Insecta; Coleoptera; Tenebrionidae
Gene: EndoA
Product: endophilin-A
Exons: 11
Coding region: 722-2059 (445 amino acids)
Biological process (GO): synaptic vesicle uncoating
Cellular component (GO): glutamatergic synapse; cytoplasm; presynapse
Molecular function (GO): protein binding
Source: RefSeq, a predicted model, not a curated record
UAUAUAUUAAAACUUGACGGUAGUAAUAUAUCGUAAUUAACAGGAUUACCCUGCAGAUAAUAUACUCUUUAGAUAGGGGAUGUACCACCGUCUCAGUUGUAGACGUCUUAUUAUGUUCAUCACAACUGGUGUAAAGUAUUAAUGACUAAAAUAGAAGUUCGUCGUUUUUUGUAAUAAAAUACAAACAAUGUCGUGAUGUCCUUAACCGUAAUUAAGUCUUUUUGCACGUACCAAGUCUUUUUGACAACGGUUGCCUUUAUGUGCUCUUCUCACUUUACUCAUGGUACGCAUCAACAUGAAGAAAUGAUUUUUUUUUUGUAGCACAGACAAAAAAUAUUCAAAAAAUAUAUAUAGGACGGUCACUUUGACAUUUUUUUGGUUUUCCUUGGUUGUGAUUUAGAAUUCAGGUACAACGUUUGGUGUUAAUAAGAAUUUGACAGCUGGUUUAACCAUUGAAGAAAAUGUCGUUUAGUAGUGUGAACCUGUUCACGACUAAAUGUGAAUGAUACGUUUCGUCUUAUCAGAAAUCGUUUUGUUUUUUAAUGUUACAAAUAAUGACACAAACAACCAAAAUAAUUUAAUAAAUUAAAGAAGCCUUAUCAUUUGAUUAAAUGGAAAGUAAUACGAAUAUACCAGUGAUGUCAAUCGGGAAGUGAAGCACUCUCGAAGCAAGAAACCUACCAAAAUGCGACGAUCGCUCGUCAAAAGGUAGAAGACAAAAAUGGCGUUCGCAGGCUUAAAGAAGCAAAUAAACAAAUGUAAUCAGUAUGUUACGGAAAAAAUGGGAGGUGCCGAAGGCACCAAACUUGAUUUGGAUUUUAUGGACAUGGAACGGAAAACGGACGUAACGUACGAGUUGGUAGAAGAGUUACAAAUGAAGACUAAAGAAUUCCUACAACCAAACCCUACAGCACGUGCAAAAAUGGCGGCUGUUAAGGGCAUUAGCAAAUUAAGCGGACAAGCGAAAUCAAAUACUUACCCUCAACCGGAAGGGGUUUUAGGAGACUGCAUGUUAUUGUAUGGCCGUAAAUUAGGGGAUGACAGCAUGUUUGGUCAAGCUCUAGUCGAAAUGGGAGAAUCGCUCAAACAAAUGGCCGAUGUUAAAUACUCACUCGAUGAUAAUAUUAAACAAAACUUCCUCGAACCUUUACAUCACUUACAAACUAAGGAUCUAAAGGAAGUUAUGCACCACAGGAAAAAAUUACAAGGUCGUAGACUGGACUUUGAUUGUAAAAGGAGAAGACAAGCUAAAGCAUCUAAAGGGGGUCUUAGUCCUUACUCCAGCCCCGUCAGAACGCAGAGAAAUUAUUAUGGUUCACAUAUUUCAGAUGAGGAAAUUAAGACUGCUGAAGAAAAGUUUGCAGAAUCUCUGCAUCUCGCUCAAAUGGGAAUGUUCAACUUAUUAGAAAAUGACGUAGAACAAAUUUCACAAUUAGCCACAUUUGCGGAAGGUCUAUUGGAAUAUCAUAUCCAGUGUACAGAUAUUCUGAAGCAUUUAAACGAAAUCAUACUGGAAAAGAAAGAAGAGGCAGCAAAUCGUCCUAAAGUUGAGUUCGUGCCGAAAAGUUUGGCAGACUUACAUAUAGAAGGUGUAUCAGAUGGAGUCAAUGGUAUUCAUCAUCACAACAAUCACACAAAUCAUCACAAUUAUUCCAGUAGUGGUCACCAAUUUAAAAGACCCGCCCCCAGAACCAUUCCCACACAUACAAAACAACCUGAUCCGUUCGACCCUUGGAGUUUUCCCCCAGGCUCUUCGCAAGUGUCUUCUCCACAACACAAGCCACAUCAACUUGAGUUGCACCCAGGACAACAUUCUGCUAAUGCAUCUCCACUGCCGUCCCCAAUGAAAUCGCCAGCACGGACGCCCAUGAAUAGGCAACCUUGCUGCACAGCGUUGUACGACUUUGACCCCGAAAAUCCCGGCGAAUUGGGCUUUAAGGAAAAUGAUGUGAUCACUCUUCUAAAUAAAAUCGACGACAACUGGUUCGAAGGUACCCUCCAUGGUCGCACGGGUUACUUCCCAGUAAAUUAUGUGAAAGUUGAUGUGCCAUUACCAUGAGUUACGGGUUAAAUUAUACUUCAAUUGAACAACAACCCCUGGUAUUUGUUUAGUAAUAUUGCAUGUCAUUUACUACGUUACUUGCCUUGUGUAAAUUGAAGUAUUUAUUUAUUUGACUAAUUCAACUGCACUCCAGAAACAAAACAUAGGAGAUGCCAUAUACAGUACAUUAGUAGAUUUUGCGAUGUUUUAAAGUUAGAUGAUGAAAUCUGCUAACAACCUGAGUUCCUUCAUAAACUGAAGUUACAUUUUAUUGUACAUAUUGUGCUGUAAAUUUUAUUUAAUAAUUUAAGUUGUAUUUUAAGAUGGAGUGUGAUUGGUGCGUGCAGUUAAAAUUGAGUCAUUUCGUUGUAAAUUAGUUGAAUAAACUUGCGUACAAGAUUAAAUUUAGUUGUACAUAUUUAGUGCUUUUAGCUUAGUUACUUUUUAUCAUUGUUUAUAACGUGGAUGCUUAUAAUGUUAUGCAGUUAAAGGGAGGCUAAAUUUUAUAAAAAUAAAUAUAAAGAUGUAAUUAUUGUCGAGUUGAAAGUUAUAGAAUUACAUAUAAGAACAGAGAUUAUUUUUUGAGUUUAUCAAAGUCUAUCUAUAAUGUUUUACUAGAAAGACAACGUAGAUCAUGAAUUUUGCAUAACCAAAAUCGGACACCGAUAAAUUUUGUUGUUUUUUGAACGUACAGUAUUUUCUGACAAAGAACAAUUUGGAGCAUGUUUUUGAUGUUCAAUCCAGGGGUCGUCAUCUUCAUUCCAAGAAUCUAUGAUUAAUUACGUAACAAAUACUGGAUCCGUUUCUUUAAGUUUUGUUGUUUUGAUCGCCUCAACUUACCACAACUUGCCAAAAAAUAUUAAUUGCAUGCAAUUGAAAACUCAAUGUCUUAAAAUAAGAAGAUUUUUGAUGUAGAUUGCUAGAUUUCUGCUGAAACUUUAUUAUUAACGAAAAUUUUAUGUACAACCACGAAAGUGUUUAAUAUAUACUGAAAAUUUAUUGGGUGCUGCUUCUUAGAUAUAACGCACUGUUUAUUGUUUUCUGCUAAAUAUUAAUAAAGUUUUGGCCGAAUCACUACAAUUGUUUAAACGUUGUCAUUUGACACAUGCUAUAGAUGUAUUCCUUAUAUUUGUGUGAAAAUUAAUACCAGAUAUUGUUCGACUGUAGGUUAUGCUCGAUCUUAAACAUCUUUUGAUAGUUAUUAUUUUAAAAACGAACCGUACUCAAAGUUACUAAAGUUGUCCACUGCAGAAUACUCAUAGUAGUAGGUGAUUAAUAUAGAGCAUAAUGUAUAGUUUAAAAGUACUUACUUAUCUGGUUCAUGACAAUACAUUAGAUAUAAAGGUUAAUAUAAGUAUAACCAGUUAAGAAUAUUGUUAUUAGAUCAACCAUUUUAAUUUACAUAGUUUAGUUGUAUUCUUUUUUACUGUAAUAGAUCCUUUCUUUUGCGUUAGUAUCUUAUCCUCAGUCAUCACUGUAAUUGAUCUCCACUUCACUUACUCUUGUUUUAAGUAAGUAAAGUUUUAUAAAAUUUAUUUCAUAAAUCAUUUUUCUACGUCGUAGUUCAUUAGCAAAUUGUUAUAUCUAUGAACUAAAAGUAAAUUUCAUAUUUUUGAAUAUUUUCCGGACUGCACUGUUAUUUAACUAUGAUUGAAACUUGGAUUAUUAUUGGCCAUAUAUUUUGUAAAGUGUAGCAUGUUACCAAAUAAUGAAAUAUUGUUAAUACACAUGUAUACAAUUUAAAUGUUACCGUAUUUGUGCAUUAAUAAAAAAAGGUGUCACAUU